CUGUGUUAACCAAUUGCAUUGAUAGUUGGCAAGACAAUGGCUACAAAUGGUUUAUUAAUUACUGAAAGAAACGUGGUGAGCGAUGAUGCAGCUGUCCGUAAUCUUCAGGAAUAUCUACGAAUAAAAAGCGUUCAUCCGAAUGUAAAUUAUGAGGAAUGUCUGGUAUAUCUAAGAGGUCAAGCCGCACAGCUGGGUCUACCGGUCCAAGUUUUUGAGGUGGUCCCCAAUAAACCUAUACUGGUAAUGACUUGGGAAGGCCAGGAACCAGCCCUUCCGAGCAUUCUUCUCAACUCGCAUAUGGACGUUGUACCUGUGUUCGAAAAAAGUUGGACAUUCCCACCAUUCGAAGCUCGCAUAGUUGAAGGAAUGAUUUACGGCCGCGGUGUGCAGGACAUGAAGUCUGUUGCUGUGCAGUACUUGGAGUCAAUAAAACGGCUCAAAAACAAAGGCAUUACUUUUAAGCGCACAAUACACUUGAGUUUCGUUCCAGAUGAAGAAGUCGGGGGAGGAGAAGGUAUGGCGCAAUUUGUCAAGUCCGAACAUUAUACAAAAUUAAACAUCGGGUUUGCGUUAGACGAGGGUCUUGCUAGCCCCACAGAUCAUUACGUUGUAUACAAUGGAGAAAGGAGUAUUUGGCAUGUAAGAGUAAUUUGCCCCGGGAUGUCCGGUCACGGCUCUCUACUGUUGCCUGACAAUUGUGGUGAAAAGAUGCGAUUCAUCAUAGACAAGUUCAUGGACCUUCGUCAAGAGUCUAAAAAGAAAUUGGAAGAAAAUCCUCAAUUAACGAUCGGCGACGUAACAUCCAUCAAUCUAACAAUGCUUAAGGGUGGCAUCCAAGAAAACGUGAUUCCUGAGAAACUAACCGUUAGUUUCGAUUUACGUUUAGCCUUGUCUGUCGAUUUCGUGGAGUUUGAAAAUAUGAUUAAGAAUUGGUGUACGGAAGCUGGAGCAAACGUAACCUAUGAGUUCGUUCAAAAGGAUGAUUUUGUCUUACCAACUCCUACUGAUUCCUCCAAUGGCUACUGGAUGGCUUUUAAGACCGCUAUUAACCAAUUAGAUAUUCCAUUGGACCUUCGAACAUUCCCUGGUGGCACUGACUCUCGUUUCAUCCGUAAGACAGGCGUCCCUGCCUUAGGAUUUUCGCCAAUGCGACGUACACCACCAGGUCUUCAUGAACAUAAUGAAAGUCUACAACUAUCUGUGUUCUUAGAAGGCAUUAAAACAUAUGAAGCUGUCAUUCCUGCUAUUGCUAAUGUGUAAUUAAGUUAUUCGUUUUACUAGGAACGCGAUGUACAAAAAUACAUACCUACCUUUACCUUUCGUGACCAAGUGUGGGCUAACUUUCACUUUUAAUUUUAUAUUUCAAUAACGUAUCCCGCCUGUCGCAGUUAUUUCUUGGAUUUCAGCGUAGUCGUAUAGAAAUAUUGUUACACUUUAUCUAAAUUAAAUUGUAAUUUUCAAUAGAAGUAAUCGACAAUAAAAUAUCAUUGUUUUAUCUCUACAAAAUAAGACAGUUUUUAUUUAUAUUUUAUUGUUACAAUUAAAAUAAAAUAUUAAAUUGUAGUACAUAUUAUUAAUGUCCUGAAGGAACACACACAUUUACUACAUUAAUAGAACAAAACGGUCAAGAGAAGUUUUUAAUAAAAUCUGAUUAACAGCAUUUUUCAAAGACACCAAUAGCAUAGCCAUAAAGUACCUACUCACGUUUUUUUUAAAAUACAUUUUUGAUAUUAUAUUUGAUAUUAUUUUAAAAACAAAGCCAAAA
Molecule: messenger RNA, 1765 nt
Organism: Pieris rapae (cabbage white)
Lineage: Eukaryota; Metazoa; Arthropoda; Insecta; Lepidoptera; Pieridae
Product: aminoacylase-1
Exons: 9
Coding region: 37-1260 (407 amino acids)
Biological process (GO): amino acid metabolic process
Cellular component (GO): cytoplasm
Molecular function (GO): aminoacylase activity
Source: RefSeq, a predicted model, not a curated record